This is a messenger RNA of Diospyros lotus (date-plum), 2760 nucleotides long. Its product is annotated as ubiquitin-conjugating enzyme E2 28. Gene Ontology annotation, biological process: protein polyubiquitination. The record is from RefSeq and is a predicted model, not a curated record. NCBI's taxonomy places the organism in Eukaryota, Viridiplantae, Streptophyta, Magnoliopsida, Ericales, Ebenaceae. The transcript has 5 exons. The coding region runs from base 166 to 477 and encodes 103 amino acids. Gene Ontology annotation, cellular component: nucleus. Gene Ontology annotation, molecular function: ubiquitin conjugating enzyme activity.
AAUUAUGAAUUGGCAACGAAAAUUCUAGAAACAACCCUCCCUCACGGCUGUCAAUGAUUUUUCUUAUAUUAGUAGCUUUCACACCACUGCUUCCCUCGCCGCUGUACGUUUCCUCCCCAUUUUCAAUCAUCCGUCUUCGCCCUUAGUCUUAGGUUGGUUGAAUCGAUGGCGUCCAAGCGUAUCUUGAAGGAGCUCAAGGAUUUGCAGAAGGAUCCUCCCACAUCAUGCAGCGCCGGUCCUGUGGCCGAAGACAUGUUCCAUUGGCAAGCAACAAUUAUGGGGCCUAGCGAUAGCCCUUAUUCUGGAGGCGUGUUUCUCGUUUCCAUUCACUUCCCUCCUGAUUACCCUUUUAAGCCCCCCAAGGUAGCAUUCAGGACUAAGGUCUUCCACCCAAACAUCAAUAGCAAUGGAAGUAUUUGUCUUGACAUUCUCAAAGAACAAUGGAGUCCAGCAUUAACCAUAUCCAAGCCUUGGUAGCAAUAAGGUUGCAUGCUUGUGAGACUCAGUGCCUGGGUUUGACUUCUAGAAACAACCCCUUUGCAAAGCUAAGAUAAAGCAACUUACAAAAAUGAAUGUGUCAUAUUCCUAGCAAAACAGGGAGCUUCGUGCACUGCCAACAUGUACAAGAAGAGCCAAUGUAUAAUAACUAUAGUCUUGAAAAUGAUGGUAUAUUUCUGUCACAUGAAUUGUUAACCUCAAUAUCUAGUCAUGCAUGGUUAUCACAUUAUCUUAAUGUGGAAAGUUAUUACUCCUUGUUAAUGACACAAGCAUCUUGGAAGGAGUUUAGGUGUGAAAGAGCAGUUACUGUCUCUAAUUGUAAUUGUCUUUAUUGUUUGUGCGGCACAUUGUAAAAUCAUCACCAUUGAUAUUUAAUUAUUUUAAUUUAUUAUGAGGCAGUAGUAGUUGUACCGGUUGAUGUCACAAUGCUAUACAAUGGAGCAAGACCAUAUCAAUUAUCUUCGUUCACUGUCAUCUUAUGAAUCUUUUCCAUAUGAAGGUGGUGUUGGACUUUCAUAAUUCCCUUGCUAGAGGGUUGUGCCGCAACGUAAAUUUUGCCACAUUGUUCUUUUGCUUGGAUUUGUAUUGUCAAUGUGAGGUUUAGAAGUCAAUUGACAUUAUGGAAGCCAUGCAACUGACCUUAACUUGGCUAGAAUAAGAUACAAUUGAUGAUGAUGUACGAGGAGCAGAUUCUUGUCUGUCCAUUGCCUUUUUAUUCAUUAUAUGCCCCUAUCGUUGAUUUUAAAUCUAGAUAUGUUUUUGGGGUGGUUGAUAUGAUCUUGGUACCCUAGGAAGGAAAAAAGAAAGUGGGUAUUUGGAAUUUUGGACUAUUAUUUUUUUAUUGGCUUAAGUGUAGAGUUGGGGCAUUGAUUAGCCUGUCACCUUUUACAAGAAUUUUUGGCCAUUCUUUGUAGCUACUUCUUUGUUUUCACCGUUGCAUAUUUGAACCAAUUUUUUUGGACAUGAAAAGCUUGUGUACUAGGUACUUUGAUUGUCCUUUGUAUAUGCUGGUGUUAUUUGUCUUAUUAGUGAAUAAUUUUCAGCAGGAAGAGUCAUUAGUGAUGAUCCUGAGCAUUUUCUUCAAUGCAAUUAGUUAGAAUUGAAAUAAAGUAAAUGAAAUCUCAACCAGAAAGAAAUAAAAACUAUAUAUAUAUAUAUAUGCUUAUAUAGGAGAGGUUCACACCUCUUUCACAACCAUUUCUUAAAUCAAGCUCACAGCUUAAGUGUGUGUUGAAAGUUAAAAGUCAGCUACAACCUUAAUUGACCACAGCGCUCUCUUUUGGUACCAAGAUUUAAUUACUUAUUUUAACAUCUUUUCCAUAUAUAGCACUGAGUCACCGUCUCUUCACCUGCCUGGUAUGUCAUAUGUUAAGCACCUUCCUCCCACCCUGCCCCACCCAAAUUCACUAAUGUUAUAACUAAGUGAUCAGGGAAAAUGUACGUCAAAUCCAAUGGCAGGCCACCCCAAAUCCAACCCAAAUCAACUACUAUUAUAACUAAGUGAUCAGGGAAAACGUACAUCAAAUCCAAUGGCUGGCCAAUUUGGGUAUGUGGGGGCAUGGUGAUGUCGCAAAACAAUGGAGGGGAGACCCGUCUGGGUUUUCCAGCUAUCUAUUGACAGUGUCCCUUUGUAUAUGGGUAAUUCAGUAGAGUCCUGCACCUUUUGUUCAUGUUAAUGGUAAACAUUGAAUUAUAUGAAUGUGAGAUGCAGGCCUUUGUUUAAUUGGUUAUUUCAGAUGAAUUGUUUCUCUCUUUUUGGAAGCUAACACUCUUUUAUCGUUUAUAAUUGUAUGGCCUCAAUCUAUGUGUAUAUCUAUGUGUCUAUGAAGUAUAGGAAGUAGAUGAAGAUAAUUGUUAAUUAUUUAUUCCUGUUAAAACUAUACAGGUGUCCACACAUAUUUGAGCCCAUUAAAAUUAAAUGGGAUGGGUAUAAGUUGUAGUAAAGAUAAAUAAAUUAAGGGGUACAUGUGAUUGGAUUUUCAUUUAUGCUUAGGUUGAGGCUAAUUUGGAUUUUCUAUUUAUGGUAGAGAAACUAGCUGAACAGAAGAGUAAGGUGUUUUCAAAUGCUUGCAGCCUAAGAUCAUAAUGCCAAUUUAAUUUAAUGUGUGAAUUGGAGAAAUUCCCAGAUUUUCCUGUAGAGAUCUAAAGGAUUGUCACAGGCUCAAAGAAUGCAAUUUCUUUGUAGUCUUUUGGGAAUCAGAAAUUGUGUUCUAAGUGCAAUGAAAAUUUUCAGGUACUCCUCUCCAUUUGUUCCUUGUUGAC